ACAAAGCUCUCUGCACCACUCUGCCUCCUUUUUGUCUUCCUCUGUCUUAAAAUUGCCUUCUCAUCCUCUAUACAUGCUUCUUCCUUCUCAACAACGCAUCUCUGCUCUCAUGAGGAGGCUCUUGCUUUGCUGCAAUUCAAGACAUCCUUCUCCAUCAAUUACACUGUUCCGCCAUGUAAUUGCCCUUAAUCUCAGCUGCAGUUUCCUUUAUGGCACCUUUCCUUCCAACAGCACUCUUUUCUUCCUCCAAAACCUGCAGAGCCUCAAUCUUGCCUUGAAUGAUUUUAGGGAUUCCAAGAUUCCAUCGGAAAUCAGUCUGUUUACUAGACUAAAGCAUCUUGAUGUCUCUUCUUCUGGAUUUUCGGGCCAAGUUCCGAGAGAAAUUGCUCACCUCCCCAAGUUAGUUUCUCUCAAUCUCUCCAAUUCUGACUUGAUCCUUGAAACAACGACCUUGAGAAAUCUUGUUCAAAACUUGAGUGAGGUGAGAGAACUUGUGCUUAGUGGAGUGAACAUGACAUCUGUUAAUCCUCGUUUCUUCAUGAAUCUCUCUUCUUCAUUGAAUACUCUUGAUCUUUUCGAGUGUGUGUUAAGAGGAGACUUUCCAAACAGUAUUUUCCGCUUUCCAAAUCUCAAGAAUUUUUAUUUAAGUGGAAACCGAAAUCUCACAAUUGAUUUUCCAAGUUCCAAUUGGAGCAGUCCUCUCCAACGGUUGUACUUAGGUGAUAUGGAUUGCGGAAGGCGAUUGCCAGAGUCCAUAGGAGAUCUAAAGUCAUUACAGUCUCUGAGUCUUAGCUGCAACUUGGAAGGUUCCAUUCCAGCUUCCAUUGGGAACUUGUCUCAACUAACUGACCUAAGACUCGAUAAUCAGUUUUCUGGUCCCAUUCCAGCUUCCAUAGACAAUAAUCUGUCCUUGAGAAUGAAUGUCAAUGCCAACUUCACAUUACCCAAACUAACUGAUGUUUCCUUUUCUUCUUGUAACUUGAGUGAAUUCCCGAAUUUCAUUAGAGAUUCAAUUGAUCUGCAAAGCCUAGUGCUAUCCAAAAAUAGCAUUCAUGGAAAUAUUCCCGAAUGGAUAUGUGAAAAGGAUGAUCUUGAAAUUCUUGACCUUUCUCAUAACAAUUUAAUCGGGAAGAUUCCAAAUUCUCUUCCUAAGUUUCUCUCAGUGUUGAAUUUGCAGGCCAAUUACUUUGAUGGAAAUAUACCAUUUGGGUUUCCAGAGGACUGUGGAUUACAAAAUCUCAACUUACAUGGAAAUCAAAUGGAUGGGCUAUUACCAAGGUCUUUGGUGAAUUGUAGCAUGUUAGAGGUUCUAGACAUUGGCAACAACAACAUAGAGGACACAUUCCCUCAUUGGUUGGAAUCUCUACCAGACCUUCAAGUGCUUGUCUUAAGGUCCAACAAGUUUCACGGUUCUGUGCAGAGCACCAAAGAAAGUCCAUCUUUUCCCAAGUUACGAGUUCUGGACCUCUUCAGCAAUGAUUUUCGUGGCCCUUUGCCUGUUCAGUACAUUGAAAAUUUUAAAGCGAUGAUGGACCCUCAUGGAGAGGAUGGUUCCCCUAAAUACAUGAAGAUGUCGACGGGAGCCAAUUCUUAUCAAUAUUCACUGGUUGUGACAUGGAAGGGAUUCGACUAUGAGCUGCAGGGGAUUUUGACCGUAUUCAGUAGUAUUCAUCUCUCAAAUAACAAGUUUGAGGGAGAAAUUCCAGAUGUUGCUAUUUUGCUUCUUACUGAGAUCACUCCAAAAAGUAUAGCUGUUCACAAUCCCACAGAGGUGGCUAGAUUUGUGGACACUUAAUAUUUAGAGUUGAUGAAAGCUCGGGGAAAAUAAAUAUAAUUUUGAUUUAUUUUAGUAGUUGUAUGGUUUUUGACUAUUGUUUUUGCUUAAUGGUAAUCAUUUCUAAGGUAAUUGCACAUUUUACCCUCUGCAUCUCAAAUAAAUUCCUUAUAAUUAU
Rubroshorea leprosula is the source of this 1952-nucleotide messenger RNA. The record is from the annotation of a GenBank genome assembly. Lineage: Eukaryota; Viridiplantae; Streptophyta; Magnoliopsida; Malvales; Dipterocarpaceae.